UCAGAUGUAUAAUGAGAAGCAAAAAAACUACGAAAUCAUAAUCAUUAACAAGUCAAAAACGUCACACCAUUACUUCAAUUAUUCAAAACGGACACACAACAAAACGUUGCCGCGCCUAUAAAAAUACACACUCACACACCAAUCCUCUUCUUCAUCAUCUCUUAAGCUUAACAAUGGAAUCCUCUCCUACCAUUUUCUUCUCCGUUCUCCUUCUCAUCGUCUUCUCACUCUCAUCAUCAUCAUCUGCUAAAACAUCAUCAUCAUUCCGACCUAAAGCUCUCAUUCUCCCAAUAACAAAAGACCGUUCUACACUCCAAUACACAACCGUCAUCAACCAACGCACACCUCUCGUCCCCGCUUCCCUCGUCUUCGACCUCGGCGGUCGAGAUACCUGGGUCAACUGUGAAAAAGGCUACGUCUCCACCACUUACCGCUCCCCUCGCUGCAACUCCGCCGUCUGCUCACGCGCACGCUCCAUCAGCUGCGGCACAUGCUUCUCCCCUCCCAGUCCUGGCUGUAGUAACAACACUUGCGGCUCUUUUCCUGAAAACUCCGUCACCGGAUGGUCUACUUCCGGCGAAUAUAUUAUAGACGUCGUCUCGAUCCAGUCCACUAACGGAUCCAAUCCUGGCCCGUUCGUUAAAUACCCCAAUCUGAUAUUCAGUUGCGGAUCAACGUCUCUUCUUAAAGGACUCGCUAAAGGAGCCGUUGGUAUGGCCGGAAUGGGACGUCACAACAUCGGCUUACCGUCUCAGUUCGCCGCCGCGUUUAGCUUCAACCGCAAGUUCGCCGUGUGUCUAACUUCCGGCAAAGGAGUCGCCUUCUUCGGCAACGGACCUUACGUUUUCCUCCCCGGAAUCCAGAUCUCGCGGCUCCAAACGACGCCGCUUCUCAUCAAUCCGUUUAUACAGAACGAGAAAUCCCCAGAGUAUUUCAUCGGCGUGACGGCGAUUAAGAUCGUCGAUAAAACGGUUCCGAUCAGUCCAAAGCUUUUGAAGAUUGACGGCAGCACUGGAAUCGGAGGAACCAAGAUCAGCUCCGUGAAUCCUUACACGGUGAUGGAGUCAUCCAUCUAUAAUUCUUUCACGUCGGAGUUCGUUAGGCAAGCAGCGGCGAGGAACAUGACGAGAGUUGCGUCGGUGAAACCGUUCGGCGCGUGUUUCAGAACUGAGAACGUCGGCGUCACGCGCGUGGGAUACGCCGUGCCGGAGAUCCAGCUUGUGCUUCACAGCAAGGACGUCGUGUGGAGGAUCUUCGGAGCCAACUCGAUGGUGAGUGUCAGAGAUGACGUCAUCUGUUUGGGUUUCGUUGACGGAGGAGUCGACGCGAAAACCUCUGUGGUGAUCGGAGGGUUCCAGUUGGAGGAUAAUUUGGUUGAGUUCGAUUUGGCGACUAACAGAUUUGGGUUCAGUUCUACCUUAUUGGGCCGUAGCACUAACUGCGCCAACUUCAAUUUCACUUCCACCGCUUAGAUUGGAUUAAUUUUUGUUGUUAUCAAUUUCCUUGCCAAAAAAACAAAUGUGUUUCAGAAUCUAUUAUGUUAUUAUUUUGGAGCUUAUUUUCAUGUCAUUUUCUAUCAUUUGAUCUCAAUAAAUAAUAUUGAUGUA
Messenger RNA from Camelina sativa (false flax), 1607 nucleotides. NCBI's taxonomy places the organism in Eukaryota, Viridiplantae, Streptophyta, Magnoliopsida, Brassicales, Brassicaceae. The record is from RefSeq and is a predicted model, not a curated record.